AUGCUUGGUUUCGGUAAAGAGCAUGUGACCCACCUCCAUUUCUACUUCCACGAUAUUGUUAGCGGCCCAAAACCGAUAGUCGUCGAGGUAGCAAGAGCAGACUCGAUUAAUAAGUCGGCCACUGGGUUCAGAGCGGUCGUGAUGAUCGAUGAUCCCCUUACAGAGGGACCCGAGGUGACCUCUAAACCGAUAGGGAGGGCUCAAGGAAUAUAUGCCUCGGCUGCUCAAGAGGAAGUUGGCCUCCUGAUGACCCUCAAUUAUGUUUUUGUGGAGGGCAAGUACGAGGGUAGCACCCUUAGCAUUCUUGGGCGCAACGCUGUGUUUAGCGGUGUGACGGAGAUGGCCAUUGUUGGAGGAAGUGGAACUUUUAGACUGGCGCACGGUUAUGCCUUGGCCAAGACCCAUACCCUUGAUCUCAAAACUGGGGAUGCUGUGGUCGAGUACACUGUAUUGGUUCUGCAUUACUGA
Amborella trichopoda is the source of this 468-nucleotide messenger RNA. Lineage: Eukaryota; Viridiplantae; Streptophyta; Magnoliopsida; Amborellales; Amborellaceae. The record is from RefSeq and is a predicted model, not a curated record.